GAUUUACAGAGCGAUAUCUUAAAAGACCAGGACAGACAACACCGAUUACAUUUUCGGGUUCAUCAUGAGGACUCACGUUGUUCUGCAGCUUGGAUUCUGGGGACUGUGUCUAACUUUGGCACUCCUUGGAGAAGGAACCGGAGAGCAAAUUCCUGAUCCAGCACCUAUAAAUUGCUUAUGGAGCCGCUGGUCAGAGUGGAGCCCUUGUGAUAACUGCACAAAAAUUCGAAGGCGUUCCCGGGGUGUGGAAGUGUUCGGUCAGUUUGGUGGCCAGGCCUGCCUGGGAUCACUAGGAGACAAAGAAUUCUGCACGACAGACGCUGUGUGUGAAGUACAGCCAAACCCUGAGUGCUCCAGCACACAGUUCCAGUGCGAAUCAGGUUCUUGCAUUAAUAAGAGGCUGAUGUGCAAUGCGGACUAUGACUGUGAGGACGGGUCUGAUGAAGACUGUGAUCCUGUGCGUCAACCGUGCCGUGGCGCAGUGCUGGUUAACAAUGAGCAAAGCAGGACGGCGGGAUACGGAAUCAACAUCCUGGGUGCUGAUCCUCGAAUGAAUCCCUUCAACAAUGACUUCUUCAAUGGAUUGUGUACUACCAUCUUUAAUCCAUAUACAAAGAUGCGGGACAGGAUUCCCUGGAAUGUUGGUGUGUUCAACUAUGAGACUCUAGCAGAGGAAACAGUUUCCAGAGAAAUCUAUGAGGACACACACAGCCUUCUGAGAGAAAUACUGAAGGAGACGAGCCUCAACAUUGAUGCUGGACUUUCCUUUAAAUUCUCUCCAAGUGAGGAGUCCAUGUCAAACUCGUCUGGGUCAGUGGGUUUGGAGACGGCUUAUGAUAAGAAAACAAUGAUCAAUGAGGUGUCAGAGUACACCACCAUUAAGAACAAGAGCUUUAUGCGAGUGAAGGGCAAAGUGCAGUUGAGCACCUACAUGAUGCGAUCCCGAUUACUCCAAGUGGCAGACGAAUACCUGGCACAUGUCAAAUCUUUGCCCUUACAGUACGAGAAGGGUAUUUAUUUUGCCUUCCUGGAGGACUAUGGAACUCACUACACCAGAAAAGGGAAGACCGGAGGCGAAUAUGAUUUGGUUUAUGUUCUCAACCAGGACGUCAUCAAAGCAAAACACCUGACAGAGAGCAAAAUCCAAGAGUGCAUCAAAUUAGGAAUCACUGCAGAUUUUACCAGCUCUAAAGGGACGAACGUAGGAGGACACCUUAAAGGAAGCCACUGUGAAGAUGUCAAGACGAAAGAAGGAACCGACACCUCAGGAAAAGCCCUGGUGGACAAAGUGUUGACAUCAGUCAGAGGAGGCACCCUGGAAAGUGCUGUUACCAUGAGGGCAAAGCUAAAUAAGGAUGGAGUGAUGGACAUUGCUACCUAUCAGCAAUGGGCUCGAUCAAUUGUUGAUGCCCCGGCGCUGCUUAAUAGUGAGCCAGAACCAAUCUAUUCAUUAAUCCCGCUGGACAUUCCAGAUACUAACUCAAAAAUAGCCAACAUAAAGACGGCCACAGUUGAGUAUGUGGCAGAGUAUAACGUGUGCAAGUGUAAGCCGUGUCAUAACGGAGGCACGCUUGCUCUGCUGGAUGGAAAGUGUAUCUGUAUGUGUCCUCAUCAGUUUGAAGGCUUGGCCUGCCAAAAUUACAAGGGUGAUAAAGGUAACCAUGGAACAAGACCUACCGUUACCCAAGAAGGUAACUGGUCUUGCUGGUCUAGUUGGUCGGCUUGUAGCGGAGGGAAACACAUGAGGACGCGCAGCUGCAACACAGACGGACUCAGCAGCGCUGUCUGCAGAGGAGAAACUGUCAGUGAGGCUUACUGCUGAACAAACGCAACCCAACUUCUCUCUGCCUUUCAGUCUGUGAUAAUCAACACCUAAAGGAGGUGUCAACAGAUUCACUCAGCAACUUUUUUUUUUAAUUGGGAGUAUAGUGCCAUCUUGAGGUCGUUAGUAGAUAACACAAUUCAUAAA
Thalassophryne amazonica is the source of this 1969-nucleotide messenger RNA. RefSeq names its product complement component 9 (gene c9). Gene Ontology annotation, molecular function: protein binding. The record is from RefSeq and is a predicted model, not a curated record. The coding region runs from base 65 to 1822 and encodes 585 amino acids. Gene Ontology annotation, cellular component: membrane attack complex. The transcript has 11 exons. NCBI's taxonomy places the organism in Eukaryota, Metazoa, Chordata, Actinopteri, Batrachoidiformes, Batrachoididae. Gene Ontology annotation, biological process: immune response.